Messenger RNA from Parastagonospora nodorum SN15, 840 nucleotides. RefSeq lists its product as hypothetical. The transcript is spliced from 3 exons. The record is from RefSeq and is a predicted model, not a curated record. Lineage: Eukaryota; Fungi; Ascomycota; Dothideomycetes; Pleosporales; Phaeosphaeriaceae. The coding region runs from base 1 to 840 and encodes 279 amino acids.
AUGGCGAGCUCAUCCAACGAAAAUGAUAGCAUGAAUACCUACACCCUAACUCCCACAUCCGCCGCCAACACUUCCGAACUAGAAGCCUCGUUGACAGCCAGAUACGGAGCCUCGAAUCUCAUUGCAAACCGACAAGGCGGACGAGUUCUCGCGUGGACGCUCACAUCUCGCCAUUACGGCCUCGCACCAUGGCUCGAGUCUAUAGAUGGUGUACAGUCUGUCGAAAAUCGCCCUAUUCCUCGUGCCCUCAAUCCUACCGAUCGCUUCAUGGCUGUCCCUGUGCCUGGCACGGACACCAAAGCGACCGGGGAAUUUUUAAAGUCCAAGGUGAAGAGCGGGACGGAGAUUACCACUGUACGGCAGGACGGUGAGGUGAUUGCGUGGUUCAACCUCUUUUUAAGCGCCGAGUCGUUCGGGGAGGUGAAAACCCAUGUUGGCGUCCGAGAUGUAGGUGGCGAUUGGGAUACAUAUGACCUCGCUGAGUCUGAUGGAAGAGAGCGUGACCGAUCUUCUCCGAGGAAUGGUGGACCGAAGCUACGAGGUAAGACGACAGACAUCCGACUCGCAGCUGGAUCAAUUGCUGUCGGUAAUGAGUCAAAUGGCAACACGCAGAGAUACCGAGCCUUAGCAAAUGAAACCAGUGACCCGCAGUCCAUGGACAAGUACCUGAAUUCCAAAGUCAGGCUCGGUCAUACCCCUGGGCAGAUCAAAGAAGACGACGGUACAAUUGUCGGCUGGUAUAAUCUCGUCUUGGAUGCAGAAGCUGCAAAAGAAAUGAAAGAUCAUGAAGGUAUUGAUAGUGACACUUUGCGGGUGCAGGACAGAGUGGUCAAGUUCUGA